AUGAAUUAAAAAAUGCAUUAAAGUUUUGGACAAACAAUGUCUGUAGAAAUUGCAAAGAUUGCCAAUUACAAAAAUAUGUUUAAUAUUGAAGCCUUGAUUGUGAUUCUCAUUAAUUUUAUGUCAUUAAUGAGUUUUACAAUAGAGUCAGAGAAGAAUUCAGGAUAUUUAUAUUUUAUUUAAGUAUCAAAUCUUUUUAUUGUAGUUUUUGAGUGUUUUCACUCAUCCACCAGAUAUAUUAUUUGUGCCAAUUAGUAUGUUACUAUUAAUUUUGUAUUUGUUUGUUUAUGGAUGUUUAUUGUUAAUGUCAUAUUAACAAUACAGCAGUUAAAAUAAAAUGAUCAUAUCGAACAAAUAAUUCAAGCAACUUAGAUACAUCCUUUCCUUGACUGCUGAGUGCAUAGUUUAACUCACCUGCCCAAUAGUAGUCACUUGAUUUAUUCUAGUUAUCUAUCAAUAUGGGAUUGUUUAGUAAAUACAGUAGUGCUUGGAUAACAGUGCCUAUCCUGAAUAUUGUGUUGCACUCAUUAAUAUUGUUAUGUUACUUUUAUUUUUAUCGAAGUUACCAAUUCAAUUAGUUAGGAUUGUAUAGAAAUUUCAGUUUAAUUUCUUAUUGUUAUUACAUAAUUACGAUUUUUGUAGUGGCAAUAGAUUGGAAUACUUCUCUCUAAAUUCAACCUUAUAUUCUAUUAUUAAUGAGUAUUUUGAUGCUUGUAGAUUUACUAUUAUAUAUUCCAUAUAAGUUAACAUUUGAAAAUCAAAUUUAUUUAUUUGGUUGCACUGGAUUAUUUAUUCUUGGAAUGUUAGGUUCACUUAAGUAAUUUUUAGUUUACAUAAAUAAAGAUAAUAUCUUUGAAACUUUUAUUUUAUGUUAUCCACUCUUUUAUUAAUUAUUCUAAUUAAUCUAAAAUAUGAAAUGGAAAUAAUUAUUAUUGUAUAUGAGAACAGGAUCAAUGAAAUAAAUAGAUAUCAAAAAAUUGUGUUUUUCAUUAGAAGCUUUAGUUUGGUUUGUAGAAUAAUCAAGAAGCAAUUCAUAUCACUUUAUGUAGACUCUUUUUAUAUUAAAAUAUCAUACUUAGAAUUGUAUUGAUCAAAAUUGUGAAUGCAAAGAAGAUUUAUCUAAACUGUAUACUUAAAAUCUUGAGAGCAUGACUCAUCGAUCAUCAUUCUAAUCUAAGACAGCUCUUCUCAGUAAUGGAGAUAAAAAUAGCAAUCAAUAGAAUCUUUCUUAAAAUUUAGAUGUUAGUCAAUUUCAGAAAACUAUAAAAGAUGUUAGUAGGAGAAAUGAUUCAUUUGUUGGUAAUCCAGGGAUAAUAGAAAUUCAUUAGAAAAUAAAUAAACCUUUAAUGUUUUAACCUAUGAAAUUUUUAUAAAAUGAUUAAAUAAAUGAAGAAUUGAUAUCUCAAUAUAUUAAAAGGUAAUUUCAUUCAACUAUUUAAUAAUUAUCUUUUUCUCUUAAUUUAGAUGAUGUAGAAUAUUUAUCUUUAAAAUAUAUAUCUUUUAUGUUUUCGUUCAAAUAAAAUAGUUCAUCCUCAUUAACUAAAUUAAGACAAAUUUAAAGUAGAACUGCUAAAUUUUCGUAUUUCUUUUGCAAUAUUACUAAAGUUACAGAAGAACAAUUUAUUGAGGCUCUUAAAUUAAGACAUUUCGAAGAAAAGAGUACUUAUGAUGAUAUAGUAAAAAUGAAUGUGACAGAAAUUUGGAGAUUAGAAAUGGUUAAAGAAGAAAUUGUAUCAAAUAUAGUAUGUGUCUUAAAAAAAAAGAUUAAGAUGUGGGAAAAUUUAUGUUCAGGUGAAAUAUCAAAUAUGGAUAGAUUUUUAAUUGAUAUUAUCAGAAUUUCUAAAUAAAUAGAAUAAAGUAGAAAUUAAGUAGAUUAAAUAUUAGAUGACUUUGUUGGAUAAGUUUAAAAGAAUUAUGCCUAUUAUUUAAAGUAUUAAUGUUUUAGAUCACUCUUUUUUGAUUCAGAUUAUAAGAAGGCAGUAUUUUAUCAAAGAAAAGUAGAGGAUUCAUGGUAAUUGAGUAGAGUAGCACAUAAAUAAGGAUAAAUUGGAAAUUUUUAAUGGUUAUCAGGAGAUUUAGUUACAUUAGAAGUUAGUGUUGGAGUUUAGAGUGGAUAAAUUAUAAAAGGAUUUUCUAAUAGAUUAGUAGAUUUAUUAGGAUAUGUAAGUUAUGAGGAUAUGAUACAAAAUUUACGUAUUAGAGGAUUAUAAUCUAGUAGUGCUACAUCUAAUUCUGAUAAAAUUGGAAUUUCUAGUAUUAUGCCACCUUAUUUAACAGCAUCACAUAAUUAUUUUAUUCAAAGAUUUAUACAUAGAGGUUAUACAUAUUAUUAUGAUAAACCUAUAAGUUCAUUUGCAUGUGAUGCUUUAGGAUUUGUAUUCCCUAUUAAUGUAAAUUUAUCCUUCAAUUUUCAAAAUAUGAAUGAUUUUACAUUAUUAGGAUCAAUAUUAAAGAUCAAAGAUGAAGAUGAAUAUAUAAUAUUUGAUGAAUGGGGACGUAUAUUAGGUGUAUCAAUAAGAACUUUUGAUAAAUUAAUAUUAAAAGGUGCACUUGAUGAAUUUGGUAUGGUACAAUAUAAAUCAAUUCAUUAAAAAUUUGAUAAAAUAGGAAAUUUAAAAAAUAAUUUAAUUAAUAAAAUAGCAAAAGAUGAUCAUGCUAAAUUAUUUAAGAAGACUUUAACAGUACAUUAAAAAUAAAGUACUACUAGAAGUUAAGUUAGAAGAACCUAUUAAAAACCAUCUGAUAUUUUAUUAUAAUUUGGAAGUAUUUAACAUUUCUUACCUUAAAUUGGAAAGUCUAUUACAGAAAUACUUUCAAAGGAUAUAUUUAAAAAAUUAUAGAGAGAAUCAUAAGAAUAAUUUAAUAAAUUAAUGGAUAAUUAAAAUAAUUAAUAAUAAAAUUUAAUGGAGAAACAACAUAGCAAUUUAUUUUAAAGAUAAUUAAGUUAAUUUAUUGAUAGAUAAUAGAGUAUAAAUAAUUAAGGACUUAGUAGUGCUAUGUUGGAUAAAGAUUAAUAUAGAAAUUUUAUACUAAAUACAUUUGUAGAUGAAAAAGGAUUAAUGAAGAAAAAUCUAUCUAUAUUAUAGGAUGAAAAAUUAGUACUUUAUGUUCCAAGAAAUUAUAAUGAAUUAAUUGAAUAUUUUAAUGAUGCAGGAGAAAGAUUUGUUGAAAGUAAAAAUGAUUUUGAAACUAAAUCUAUAAGAAGAUAAUAGUUACAAAAUAAAUAUUCUUACAUUAAAUAAUAAUAAAAUUGUUAUCAUUUAUUUGAUGCUGAAUUUUAAGAUUUUAUUGAUAACAAAAUUAGAAAAUAUUAUUCAAAAGCUUUAUUAAAAGAAGCAUUGGAAUCUCAGGAUGCUAAAUUAUUAUAAUAAGUUAGAUAUAAAUGUGUUUCAACUAUUGAUGUAGGAUUAGGAGGUAUUAGUGAUAAAGAUUAAUUUUUAUAUUUUGUUUGCAGACUCUCUUCUUUAAAUCUAUAAACAGCAAAGAGAAAAGAUGUUUUAAAGAUUCAUAUGAAGAAAGAGAAAAAUUAAUAAUUUGAUGGUGGUGAGGAAUUAAGAAAAAGUUUGAUAUAACAAUUUUCAUCUAUGGAUUCUGUUGAUAAAUAGAAACCUGCUUGGGGACAAUCAUUAUCAAUUUAAUAAUAAUAAGAAACUACUGUUCCUUAACCAUAAAUAAAAUUUAAAGGAGAAAUUGAUUAACCAAUUAUAGUUACUCUUGCUAUUCCAGAUAGUAGAACAUAUGUAUCAUCAUUAGAUAGAGAAGAAGGACCUAAUAUGAAAGUUAAUUUUGAAGCUUAAAAUUAAAAACUUAAUGAAUCUUCUUUUGAUAUAGAUGGUUCAAUGAGAGAGAGUUUAAUUUAAAGUGGUAAUCAUUCAAUGAAAUAAUCAUUGAAUUUAGAUGUUCCAACUUUAUCUAGAUAAAAUUCUUUAGAAAAAAUGAAAUAAUAAUUAAAUUAAUCUAAAGAAUUAAAUAAAGAAUUAUCUAGAAGUUUAUCUGAUAAAAAAGAAGAACCACCAAAAAAGAAAUUAAAAUUAUCUUUUUUAAAAAAGAUGGAAAAAGCUCUUGUUCCUAAAGAUCUUCCAGCUGGUAGUCCAACUACUCCUAUUGCUUCUCCAACACCAGUGAUUUUUUAAACUUAAUAACCAGAGAAAUAACCAUCAAAUUUAAGUGUUCCUGAAGAAAAAAGAAGUUCAUUAUUAAGUCCACCAGGUUUAUUUUCUAAAUUAUUUACUCGAUUAAAUUUAAGAAGAGUAUCUAAUGUUGAGAUUAAGAAUGAUUAAUUUGAAGCACAUGAAUAAGGUUUUAAGGAAUAAUCUGAGAAUUCAGAGAAAGAAGAAUUAAAAUAAAAUGGAUAAAGUACUCCAUCUGGUACUAAUUCUAUGUCUAGUAAUAAUAUUACAAGUUAAGCUGAAGGUAAGAUAGAAGAUGAUGAUCUUAAAAAUGAUGAUGAAUUAGUUAAUAUUUUUGAAGUAAUGAGUUAAGCUUCAAAUCAUUAAUCUAUUAAAUCAAUAUCAGCUAUUUCAAUGGCUACUAAUAUAUCAUUAAGAUGUUUAAAGUAUUUACCUAGAUAAGCAAAAUCUCUUUAAGUAUUUAAAGUUAUUUUAAUUCUAUUAAAUAUAUCAAGUAUUAUUAGUUUAGUUUUAACAACAUAAAAUUACUUUGAUUAAUUAAGUGUGGAUUAAUUAAGUUUAAAAAUUAAUAAUUAAUAUCGUUAUUCUGCUAUUGUAUUAUAAUCUACUAAUUCAAUUGAUUAAUUAUCUAUUAUUAAAUUUUAAUAACCAGUUAAUACAACUUUAAUGAAUGAACUUAUUACUUAUUGUUCUAAUGUAAGUUUAGAGAUUAGUUAAUCAUAUUUUGAUGUUGUAGAUCAAAUUUAGAAUGCUGUUUCAUUUCCAUUACCAAAACCUGAUGUUUUGAGUAUACCUGAUGAUUAUUGGAUAUCAUCACUAUAAUAAUUUCUGACAUAAUAAAAAAUAGAAAUAGAUUCCAUAUAAUUAAUUAAUAAUUACAAUAGAAGUGAUAUUACAUUUCUAUAAUUAUAUAAUAAUUCAAUUGAUUAUUUAUUAAGUCGUCUUAUAUUUACUCAAUCAUAAAUCAAUAAUAUGAGUUAACAAUUAAGAGAUUAUAAGAAUACUAAUAUUUUAAAUUAAGCAUUUAUUGUUACUUAUUUGAUGACAAGUUUUGGUGGAUUACAUUUGAUAGUCAUAUUUUUAAUAGUACCAUUUAUUAGAUAAAUUAAUAAUAUAUACUUUCGUGUUCUUUGUAUUUUAAGUAGAGUAACUAUUGAAGAAGCAGAAGAUGAAAUUAAAAAAUUAACUCUUUCAUAACAUUUACUUGAAGCUUAAGAUGAUUCAUGGGUUACUCAAAAUUAAGUCAAACUUGUAUUUUAUAAUAAAAGUUAAGAUAUAGAUUUAAAUUAAAAAUAUUCAAAAAUUGCUAAAGCAAAAGGAAAAGAAAGUUCAUAUUUCCAAUCAAAAUUAAGUGAUACUUCUUUAAGUAUUUGGAAAGACAUGGGACUAUAUAUAAUGAUUUCCUCUAUUUCUAUUGGAUAUCUUAUAUUUUCAAUUAUUAUUAUCUAAACUUAAAUAAAUACUUUCACUCCUUUUAUUGAUAAUUUUGAUUAAACUGUAAGUACUAGUGUUUACUCUUCAGCUCUGAUUUCUAAAUUAUCUAUAACUCCUUAAAGAUAUUUAAAUCUUAAUAGUUCAAGUAUACCAACCUAAUAUACUCUAUAUGAUUAUUAACAAAAUUAAUAAAUUUCAUAUUUCUUACAAACCAUUACAUCUGAUACUAGUAAGAUCAAAACCUUUAUAACUGAUAUGACUAAUUUUUUAGAAUAAUUAAAUCUAGAUUAUAAUUAUAAUUCAAGUUCCUCAAAUAUAACAAUAACAAAUAAUUAAUAUAUAGAUAGAAUACCAUAUCUAGAAUAAUUAAGUAUUUUGAGUGAAAUCAAUCAUUUACUUAAAGAUAAUAUCUGCUAUUAUUCUCAACAAAAUUUAUGUAGAUUCGACAUCUAAUUUGAUUUUUUUAAUACAGGAUUAAUUGGUGCUUUAGAUAUGCUUUAAAAGAUGUAAUUUAAUUAUGAUUAAUUUUUAAUUGAAUAUCAUCCUAUAUCUUAAUCAGAUAUCUCUAUUGAGGAUGCAUACACAUUCAAUUAAUAUUAUAAUUCAUAAUAUUAUCAAUUAUUAGUGAUGUAUGGAUAAGAAUUAUUUUUUAAAACUUUUGAUAGAUUAAUUUAUCUUUUAGAAACCUUUUUAAAAAAUGAAAAAUAAUCAAAAGAAACAAUUAUUUCAAAUCUAUUCAUCGGUAUUGGUAUUCCAAUUAUGAUAAUGACCAUAUUUUUGGCUGUCUUAGAAAUGUAUAUGCUCAAAAAUAAAGUAAGAAGAGUAAUGUUAUCCUUAACAUAUCUACCAACAUUCAAAUAUUAAGAUAAAAUCAUACUAUCACUAAUUAAAUCCAUAUUGAAAAUUUGA
Paramecium primaurelia is the source of this 6470-nucleotide messenger RNA. The record is from the annotation of a GenBank genome assembly. NCBI's taxonomy places the organism in Eukaryota, Ciliophora, Oligohymenophorea, Peniculida, Parameciidae.